Oryza brachyantha (malo sina) is the source of this 3977-nucleotide messenger RNA. RefSeq names its product probable pre-mRNA-splicing factor ATP-dependent RNA helicase DEAH5. Lineage: Eukaryota; Viridiplantae; Streptophyta; Magnoliopsida; Poales; Poaceae. Gene Ontology annotation, molecular function: RNA binding; ATP binding; RNA helicase activity. Gene Ontology annotation, biological process: spliceosomal complex disassembly; mRNA splicing, via spliceosome. The record is from RefSeq and is a predicted model, not a curated record. Bases 73 to 3756 code for a protein of 1227 amino acids. The transcript is spliced from 2 exons. Gene Ontology annotation, cellular component: intracellular anatomical structure; catalytic step 2 spliceosome.
CAACCCGCAACAUCGUGGCGCAUUCGCACCAAACCCUAGCUUUCGCUCCACCGCCACCGCCUCACCUCACCCAUGGCGCCGACGGCGGCGGCGGCGGGGCCCAGCGACGACGGGCUCCGCAAGCUGGAGUACCUCUCGCUGGUCUCCAAGGUGUGCUCGGAGCUGGAGACGCACAUCGGCGUCGGCGACAAGGUGCUCGCCGAGUUCAUCACCGAGCUCGGCCGCGACUCCGCCUCCGUCACCGACUUCGACGCCAAGCUCAAGGCCAACGGCGCCGACCUCCCGGACUACUUCGUCCGCACGCUCCUCACUAUCAUCCACGCCAUCCUCCCGCCGCCCUCCGACCCGCGCAACCCUAGCUCCGCGUCGCAGCCCGCCGCUGGCACCUCUAAGUUCCCCGGCCUCUCCCGCCCCGACGACCCCGACCGCGCCCGCACCCUCCGCCUCGAGCUCGAGCGCGACGCCGAAGAGGCCGCCGCUGCCGCAGCCCCCGCACCUGCCAGGGACGACCGUGGCCGCCACCGCCGUGACGAGCGCGGAAGGGACCGCGACCAUGACCGCCGCCAUGAUGACCGUGGCCGUGACUAUGACCGUGGACGGGAUUGUGACCAUGGCCGUGACAGAGAUAGGGAUCGAGACCGAGCCCGGGAUGGGGAUCGAUAUCGUGGCCGUGAUAAUGGCCGCGAUAGAGACCAAGAUAGAAAUCGAGAUGAUGAAUGGCGGAGAGACCGAGAUAAGGACAGAGGUGGAGAUUUUGAUAGAGAUAGAGACAGGGACCAUAGGCGAGGCAGGAGGUACAAUGAUGAGGAAGAACCCGAGCAGUUUGGUGGAAGGAAAGAUGGUGCUGUUGCUAAUUCCAGUGGUGAGCCAGAGCUUUACCAGGUGUACCGGGGUAGGGUGACACGGGUAAUGGACACCGGUUGCUUUGUUAGGCUUGAGGAUGUUCGUGGAGGACGUGAGGGUCUUGUUCACAUCUCACAAAUGGCCACCAGACGGGUGGCCAAUGCGAAAGAGAUGGUGAAGCGUGAUCAGGAGGUGUAUGUUAAGGUGGUUUCUGUGAAGGGCCAAAAGUUGAGUUUGUCAAUGAGGGACGUAGAUCAGGAUACUGGGAGAGAUCUCCUGCCAAUACAACGUGGUGGGGAUGAUGCACCACGGGCAAACCCAUCUGGUGGUAGUGCUAGUGGUGUUGGUGGGGGCUCUGGCAAGAGGCUGGGUCUGUCUGGGAUUAUGAUUGCAGAGGAGGAUGAGGUUGCACCUAUAUCACGGCGACCACUUAAGAGGAUGAGCUCUCCGGAGAGGUGGGAAGCAAAGCAGCUGAUUGCUUCAGGUGUCCUGGAUGUGAGGGAUUACCCAAUGUUUGAUGAGGAUGGGGAUGGUAUGUUAUACCAAGAGGAAGGGGCAGAGGAGGAGCAAGAGAUUGAGCUUAAUGAGGAUGAACCUGCUUUCUUGCAGGGGCAGAGCAGAUUUUCAAUCGACAUGUCACCUGUUAAGAUUUUCAAGAAUCCGGAGGGUUCAUUGAGCCGAGCUGCUGCUCUCCAAACUGCUCUCAUUAAGGAGCGGCGUGAGGUUCGGGAACAGGAACAGAGAGCAAUGCUGGACUCAAUCCCCAAGGAUCUGAAUAGGCCAUGGGAAGACCCAAUGCCUGAUACAGGGGAGCGGCACCUUGCACAGGAACUGAGAGGUGUUGGACUUUCAGCCUACGAUAUGCCUGAAUGGAAGAAGGAGGCAUAUGGAAAGGCUUUAACCUUUGGACAGAGGUCCAAGCUUUCAAUACAAGAGCAGAGACAAAGUCUUCCAAUAUACAAGUUGAAGAAAGAGCUGAUACAAGCUGUGCACGAUAACCAAGUUUUGGUGGUUAUUGGAGAGACUGGUUCUGGGAAAACCACACAGGUGACGCAAUAUUUGGCUGAAGCAGGCUAUACGACCAGGGGUAAGAUUGGUUGCACUCAACCUCGUCGUGUGGCUGCAAUGUCUGUUGCUAAGAGAGUAGCAGAAGAAUUUGGUUGUCGACUUGGAGAGGAAGUUGGUUAUGCCAUCCGCUUUGAGGAUUGCACUGGGCCAGACACGGUUAUCAAAUACAUGACUGAUGGCAUGCUUCUGCGUGAGAUUCUAGUCGAUGAGAACCUUUCCCAGUAUUCUGUAAUUAUGCUUGAUGAAGCGCAUGAAAGGACCAUCCACACAGAUGUCCUCUUUGGUUUGCUAAAGCAGCUUAUUAAGCGCAGAUCUGACAUGAGGCUUAUUGUUACUUCUGCUACCCUGGAUGCAGAGAAGUUCUCAGGGUAUUUUUUCAAUUGCAACAUCUUCACAAUUCCUGGAAGAACAUUCCCGGUAGAGAUACUCUACACCAAACAACCAGAAAGUGACUAUUUGGAUGCAGCAUUGAUCACUGUGCUUCAAAUUCACUUGACUGAGCCAGAAGGUGACAUCCUUCUUUUCUUGACGGGUCAAGAGGAGAUUGAUCAUGCCUGUCAAUGUCUUUAUGAGAGAAUGAAAGGGCUUGGAAAAGAUGUUCCGGAGCUCAUAAUUUUGCCUGUGUAUAGUGCUCUUCCCAGUGAGAUGCAGUCGAAGAUCUUUGAUCCUGCUCCACCAGGGAAGAGGAAGGUGGUUGUUGCCACCAAUAUCGCUGAAGCCUCUCUAACCAUUGACGGUAUAUAUUAUGUUGUCGAUCCUGGUUUUGCCAAAAUUAAUGUUUAUAAUUCAAAACAAGGGCUUGAUUCAUUGGUCAUCACUCCAAUUUCUCAAGCAUCAGCAAAGCAGAGGGCCGGGCGUGCUGGGCGUACUGGCCCUGGCAAGUGUUAUCGUCUAUACACUGAAAGUGCAUACCGCAAUGAAAUGUCUCCCACAACAAUCCCAGAAAUUCAAAGGAUCAACUUGGGGUCUACAGUUCUCAACAUGAAGGCGAUGGGAAUUAAUGACCUAUUAUCAUUUGAUUUCAUGGACCCUCCAGCACCACAAGCACUUAUAUCUGCAAUGGAACAAUUGUACAGCCUAGGUGCUCUUGACGAGGAAGGGCUCCUUACCAAACUGGGGAGGAAAAUGGCUGAAUUUCCACUAGAUCCACCACUUUCAAAGAUGCUUUUAGCCAGUGUUGACCUUGGAUGCAGUGAUGAGAUCCUAACUAUCAUAGCAAUGAUUCAAACUGGGAAUAUAUUCUAUAGGCCAAGAGAAAAACAAGCUCAGGCUGAUCAAAAAAGGGCCAAAUUUUUUCAGCCAGAAGGGGAUCAUCUAACUCUGCUUGCUGUAUAUGAGGCAUGGAAGGCAAAGAACUUUUCAGGGCCCUGGUGUUUUGAGAAUUUUGUUCAAUCAAGAUCCUUAAGGAGAGCUCAAGAUGUGAGGAAGCAGCUUCUCACUAUCAUGGACAGAUAUAAACUGGACAUUGUUUCAGCCGGGAGAAACUUCACAAAAAUAAGGAAAGCAAUCACUGCUGGUUUUUUCUUCCACGCUGCCAGGAAGGAUCCCCAGGAGGGAUACAGAACCUUGGUUGAGAACCAGCCUGUGUACAUACACCCAAGCAGCGCAUUGUUCCAGCGGCAGCCUGACUGGGUCAUCUACCAUGAGCUUGUGAUGACGACGAAGGAAUAUAUGCGGGAGGUAACCGUGAUCGACCCCAAGUGGCUCACCGAGCUAGCCCCAAGGUUCUACAAGUCGGCAGAUCCAACCAAGAUGAGCAAGAGGAAGAGACAGGAGAGGAUUGAGCCCCUGUACGACAGGUACCAUGAGCCCAACUCCUGGCGUCUCAGCAAGCGCCGAGCUUGAUGGCGCACCCUCACGAUGUUUUUCAUGUUCUUGAUCGAAUUCCAAACUGGAAAAUUUUGGUGUAGCUGUAAAUAUUAAUGUGAUGUGUUCUCUAGAUACGACUGCUGUUACUAGCUGAGAAUGUAUUGACACAUGUAAUGUAGCUGGACUCUGUCCUUUGUUGAGACAGUUACAUGUUUGCCUAAUUGCUAGCCAGUUGUCUGUUGAGAAUCUUGAGAUAA